Messenger RNA from Lycium ferocissimum, 1024 nucleotides. Its product is annotated as partner of Y14 and mago. Gene Ontology annotation, biological process: exon-exon junction complex disassembly. The record is from RefSeq and is a predicted model, not a curated record. Bases 106 to 831 code for a protein of 241 amino acids. Gene Ontology annotation, molecular function: RNA binding. Gene Ontology annotation, cellular component: exon-exon junction complex; cytoplasm. The transcript has 4 exons. Lineage: Eukaryota; Viridiplantae; Streptophyta; Magnoliopsida; Solanales; Solanaceae.
AAUCUUACACUGAGCAAAACACGAGCUGCUACUUGCUAAUUGUGAUGAUUAGAAGUAAAAAAGAGAAAUUACAAGUGGAGUAUCAAAUCAAAACAUGAUGAGUUGAUGAAUGAAAGCGAUUUGUCAUUUCCAUUAGAGAAAGAGAGAAAGACAGCAAUGGCGAGCAAAGUAGAAGAGGAAGCGAAACAAAUGGAAGCUGAGUUAAGCAAAACCCUAAAAGAAGGGGAAAGACUUUUAGCACCAACACGACGGCCCGAUGGAACCCUACGUAAACCUAUUCGAAUUAGGGCUGGCUAUGUCCCUCAAGAUGAAGUCCAAAUUUACCAAUCUAAAGGCGCUCUUUUGAAGAAGGAAAUGGCGUCAAUCCAGGAUGUUCCGCCGGGUUAUGAUCCGGUGGUAAUGGAAGAGAAACCAAAGUCCAAAGCUGCCAAGCGGAAUGAAAGGAAGAAGGAAAAGCGUCAACAGCAGGCUGCCGCUGAAAAGGGAAAGAAUCCAGAGAAUGAUGAAGUAUCAUCUGCUGACAAUUCAGUUGACGGUCCAGAUCAGGUUGAGUCGGUUAUGUCCCAGAUAAACAAUCUUGCCAUAUCUGCAAAUCCUGUUGUCCCUCCUUCAAAUUCAACCAAGUCUUCUGCCAUGGGAGAUAGUGUGCAGGACAUUGACAAAAAGAUCCGAGCUCUGAAGAAAAAGAUUCGGCUGACAGAAGCUCAACAGCAGAAGACUGAGGAGAAGGAUAUGAAGCCAGAACAGCUGGAAAAAGUGGCUAAGAUGGAAAGCUGGCGAAAAGAGUUAAAGCUUUUGGAGGAUAAAAAGGCUGAAUUGGAAGCAUUGUGAAUUUUAGGCUGAAGAAACGCAUAGUUUAAAGCUACGGUAGCCUGGUGGGAUUUUACCGCUGCAUCAAUAUACUCGUCACGCCCAGAUUUUGUUAAGGGAACUGUGUAUUUUUGUUCUUUGUGCACUGGCUAGGGCAAAACAACGGAGGAUCUAAUUUGUGGUAUUUUUCAGGUAGUACUCCAAUUUUUGAGGA